CACUAAUAUUAAUAAUACAGAGAUUUUUUUAGCAAUAAAACUAAACAAAGGGGUGCUGACUGCAAUUACCCCUAUAUAUAUAAACCCUGCACUUUCUUCUCACUUCCAAGUUUCUCAACUUCUCAACAGAAAGAAAAGAAAAAACAAUGGAGAAACGAAGAGCGAAUAUUCUUUUCUGCACUGCAAUUCUUCUUAUAACAUGUUUCGUACCACACAGCAUUGCGAAGAGGAAUCAAAUCGAAGCGCUUUCGCGCAUCUACAAAGAGAAAAUGAAGAACAACACACAAAUUGACAGGGCGGAUUUCAAAGCGAGCCGCCAUUCAAAUCACGCGGCGGCGAAGAUUCAGCCGCGGCAGCAGAAAGAGCUGAAAGACGGCGACAGAAUCGAGAGAUUGCCCGGUCAGCCGUCGGUUAAAUUCAACCAGUACGGCGGUUAUAUUACCGUGAACCGAACCGCCGGUCGAGCGUUUUAUUAUUAUUUCGCGGAGGCUCAGCAUUCUCCCAGUUCGUUGCCUCUUCUUCUCUGGCUUAAUGGAGGUCCCGGCUGCUCGUCUCUUGCGUUCGGAGCAAUGCAGGAGCUAGGACCGUUUCGUGUUCAUAGCGACGGCAAAACUCUCUACAAGAACAAGUUUGCGUGGAACCACGCUGCAAAUGUAUUGUUUCUGGAAUCUCCGGCUGGGGUAGGGUUCUCGUAUUCGAACACGACCAAUGAUUUCGUGACAGGUGGCGAUCGAAGAACGGCCGACGACAAUUAUGCGUUUUUAAUUAAUUGGCUUGAGAGAUUUCCAGAGUAUAAAGAAAGAGAGUUUUACAUCUCUGGUGAGAGUUAUGCUGGUCACUAUGUACCUCAAUUGGCGCACACAAUUCUUUACCACAAUCUCAAAGCCAAAAACACAAUCAUCAAUCUCAAAGGAAUCAUUAUUGGAAAUGCAGUGAUAAACGAUGAGAGUGAUGUAAAAGGGAUGUAUGAAUUUUUCGGAAGCCAUGCUUUGGUAUCUGAUGAGACGACAGCUGUAAUUAUGAAAUAUUGCGAUUUCACCCCAAAUGCCACCACACAGUCAAAUAUAUGCAAUGAAGCUGCUGGUGAAGCUGAAAAAGACACUAAUUCUAUUGAUAUUUAUAAUAUUUAUGCUCCUUUGUGCAAAAAUACCAGCCUCACCGACAAGCCCAAGAAGACUUCGGGAUUGGAUCUUGAUCCUUGUGGUGACUAUUAUGUAUAUGCAUACUUAAAUAGGCCAGAUGUUCAAGAGGCACUCCAUGCAAACGUCACCAAGAAUAUUCCUUAUGAUUGGCAGCCAUGCAGCAAUGUGCUCAAGAAAUGGCUAGAUAGCCCAUCGACAGUUAUUCCUCUACUCAAAGAAUUCAUGGCCAAUGGUAUUCGAGUUUGGAUAUUUAGUGGUGAUAUAGAUGGAAGAAUACCAGUUACUUCAACAAAGAAUUCCAUCAAAACUAUGAAACUUCACACCAAAGUUGCAUGGCACCCUUGGUUCCUUGGUGGAGAGGUUGGUGGAUAUACACAAGUAUAUGAAGGAAAUAUGACAUUUGCUACAGUGAGAGGGGCAGGGCAUCAAGUACCUAGUUAUCAACCUGCUAGAGCCCUUUCACUUAUUAUGCAUUUUCUUGCUGGAACAGAGCUUCCUAAUUCUUCCAAAACUUAAUUAAUUAAUUAAUUAAUUAAUUAUCAUAUAAAUAAUUUUAUUUUCCACAUGGC
Messenger RNA from Erythranthe guttata (spotted monkey flower), 1711 nucleotides. RefSeq names its product serine carboxypeptidase-like 40. Gene Ontology annotation, cellular component: vacuole. Gene Ontology annotation, molecular function: serine-type carboxypeptidase activity. NCBI's taxonomy places the organism in Eukaryota, Viridiplantae, Streptophyta, Magnoliopsida, Lamiales, Phrymaceae. Gene Ontology annotation, biological process: proteolysis. The record is from RefSeq and is a predicted model, not a curated record.